AUGCGGGAUGAUGACGGGAACUUCGUCUUGGGCCCCAAUGUCCAACAUGAUACGGCUCGCAACUACAUCCAACACUUCGACACCCAAGGGCAUCCGAAGAAUCUGGCUUCUGAGGCGUCACAGAGAAGGCUUAUCAGGGCCCAAAAUGACGCACUUUCGACUGUCGGCGUUGUUGUUCGCAAAGCUGAAAUGAAUCGUUCACCUUGGCAAACCAUGAGCGAUGAGCAGAAACAUUUGCUCCUUCUAGACGAAAACAUUGCGGGAGCCAACUGCGGCAUUGCUGAGAACAUCAUACAGAAGCUGUCUACAAGGUGGAUUACGUGUCUUCGCCGCCGUUUGCUCACUUACAAAUCAUACUUGGGCAUGUCGCUGCCUGAAACGAUCCUGUCCGAAUGGGGCUCCUUGGGAUUUCGGGCAUUCUUCUUACCUGGUCUCCCAUUCGCCGCCGUUACCAGUGUUAGUCAAUCCUUACGAGACAGUAUACUAGACGAUGACCGAGUCCCCGCUUUGUCGCACGCAUCAAGUAAGCUUCAUUCGUCAAGCCUUGUCCGAGUGAUUGGUGCUCACAGCUUACGAAUUCUUUGGUUCGCGGCUGAAUACCCCUUCUACACCUUUUCCGUACUACAAUCCCUCUACCUUAUUCCUGUUGAUGCGAACCCGCCUCUACUGGCCUUGGUGCCCUUCACCUCCUCGUCGCCUAUUCAGUUUCCCGAGACAGACUUAAACCUCUCGUGGCUGUCAUUGACCUCACACGCAUUGAACGUCGUCUCUAGUCCCUUCGUCCUUGGCUACAUCAAAGAUCAAAUCGGGAAAUACAUCUUCUCCAAAGUCUAUUUAAUAGUGCGCUACUUUCUGGUGAAGCCUGACAGACCAGAUCGACUAUCACUUCAGAGCGCCAAAGAUAAUAUGAACAUUAUUCCCGACGGCGCGAUUCCUGGCAUGGCUGUGGACCGCAGAGAUGAUCGGCACUCCUCCGGGCUCGAAACUGUAAUUGAUAUCGCCAGAACGCUGUUCCCAGCAGUAUUUUGGCUGUGGGAGAAGGUCUUGCAGACCCAGCGAACUCCUCUCACAGUUGAGUUGAGUCCAUCCAUUGAGACGGAGUUGCUAAACCAAAGCAUCAUGCAUUAUCGGGAUCUACUACGCCAGGAUCGCGAAGUUGAUGUUGAGCUCAGACGCGCUCCUAGGACGCUUCGCAUAAUGGCCAUUCGAGCUGCUUUCAACGAUUACAACUUGGAUCCGGAUCACGCAAUGAUGGAUAUUUUUGAAUUGGCCGAAGGAAUGAAUUUUCUUGCGCUUAGCGAUGUGUCUACCGCAACACCAGAGCCGUUGGAACCUCCGCCAAUCAUCGAUGGCAAUGCACGAGCACAAAGUGAAAAUAUUGCGGUAAACGGUGGAGAGAUUGGAACACCGUCCGGCCUGGUUGAAGCUACCUCGGAUCAGCCCCCAGGCAUAGAGAGGUCUCAGUCAUCCAAUUCCUCUGUGAGAGAUCACGAAGGCGCUGAGAAUGGUGCUCUUGACAGUGGCACAGACAGUCACGCCCGGGGUGAACCUUCGUCUCGGCCUGCCGUCCCUCUCGAGACACUGCUUCCGACUGUACCGCCAGAUGCAGAGAUGAACCAGUCACACGGUGGAUCUAAUGCAGGUCCAGAGCUCUCGAUUCAGGGAUCCCAAGUCCCGAAUUCUCCUAGGCCUUUUUCUCCCGUUCCGGGAAUUGCUCGCGCGGCCACCCUGCCCAAUACUGGUCGGAGACCUGUCCGCCGGCCUACAGAUCUUAGCGAAGAACUUCGACCUACUAGAGAAGACCUGUUUUACCAACAGCACCCGUCAAGAAAGUCGCGCUACGAUAGCGGACCACUUUAUCGGGUCACCCUUUUGUCAAACCACCCUGCCGAAACCCUCGCUCUCAUUGGCGCCUCCAUUGUGGAGUCUGCCAUGCUACUUCCCUUUGACAUGUUGUUUCUCAGAUCACUUGCUCGCAGCUUUCUUGCGAAUGGCUGGGGGGACAUGCAAGCCUCAAGUGCAGCUCGUCCGCUUGCGGACGAGUGGCCUCUUGGUUCGUGGUUCGGAGUUCGCAGCCUCGAUGCCUCCAGAUGCUUCCGUUUCUUCGGGGCUUGGUCUAUGACUCUCGGCAUACAAGCCUUGGUCAACUUUGUGAUAUGGAACGCAAGUACGCGCAUUACCUUGGGGUUAGGCAGCCGUUUUGGCUGGGGCAAGAUUUGA
Molecule: messenger RNA, 2220 nt
Organism: Capronia epimyces CBS 606.96
Lineage: Eukaryota; Fungi; Ascomycota; Eurotiomycetes; Chaetothyriales; Herpotrichiellaceae
Exons: 3
Coding region: 1-2220 (739 amino acids)
Source: RefSeq, a predicted model, not a curated record